This is a messenger RNA of Rotaria socialis, 3263 nucleotides long. The record is from the annotation of a GenBank genome assembly. Lineage: Eukaryota; Metazoa; Rotifera; Eurotatoria; Philodinida; Philodinidae.
AUGAAAUCCUCUUCUCGCGUGAAACAAAAGCUUCACGAUGCAUUAACAGAAAAAUUCGUUAAUAGUAUUCCAAGUCAAAAUGCCCGUGAUUUUAAAUGUCUUAGUAAUUUAGCUAAAGCGCGAUUAUCACAUGGUAAAGCCAAUCAAUCUAGAAUCGCUUAUCUUAUUCACCCAUCUAAAGGCCGUGUUGAAACAGAAAAUGGAAUGAUGGAAAUUUGUUGCAAUUUCUAUCAAGAUUUAUAUAAUGUUAAACCAAUCGAUACAUCCUAUUGGAGUGAGUUAUUCGAAGAUAUAACAACACUCAAUCAAAAUGACAUCGACUUACUUGAUCGUGAUAUAACAGCUGGUGAAUGUUUUGAAGCUCUUAAAGCUAUCCAAUUAGAUCGAGUUCCGGGUGAUGAUGGUUUAACGAUUGAACUAUGGAGAUUUAUUUUUCCAAUAAUAGGAGGUCAUUUUAUCAAGAUGGUUAAUAUAGCUAAAGAUAAAGGUCAUUUUCACGAUGGACUUCUUAAUGGUCUUCUUACUCUAUUAAAGAAAGAAAGUGAAUUUAAAGGAACUAUGAAGAAUUUUCGACCGCUCUCACUAAUGAAUAUCGACUAUAAAAUUAUAACCAAAGUAUUAAGUUCAAGACUAAAGAAGGUUAUGAACAAAAUCAUACAUCACAAUCAAAUAGCAGGUAUUCCCGGAAGAACUAUACAUGAUAAUAUACAUUUAAUACGUGCAAUCAUAGAUCAUCAUUCAAGAAACCGUAUACCGUUAGGAAUUACAAUGUGGGAUCAAGAAAAAGCUUUUGACAGAGUGAACCAUCUUUAUUUUUUCGAAGUGCUAAGGCAGUUUGGAUUUGGUAAUAAUUUCAUCAAUAUGAUUAAAUUGUUAUACACCAAUUCCAUAUUUACAAUUAAAUUUAACAAUAUCCUGAGUGAAAAAGUAUUCUUUAAUUCAGGAAUUAGACAAGGUUGCUCACUUUCUGGUUAUCUUUAUGUUUUGUGUUUAGAACUCCUGUUAAAUUUAAUAAGAAAAAACCCCAAGAUACCCGGCGUUUUAGUUCCAGGUAGUCAAUAUAGAUCCCUUGUUAACACAAUUCUUCAAAACGACGAAACAAAUAUUGAAAUUAAAACAUUAGCAUAUGCUGAUGAUGUAUGCACAUUUGCUUUUAAUACAAAUGAUGAAUUUGAAACUUAUGAACUGUUUAAAAAAUAUAGUUAUGCAUCAGGCGGUAAAACAAAUGAUACAAAAACAGUUAUCUUUUGGAUAAGUGACUGUCUCGAUCCUCCAUCUUUUAAUGCAAAAAUUGAAAGAGAGAAAUGUACUUUUCUGAGAAUACCAAUGGAUACUCAAGGUCAGUUACCACAAGAAGAAAUUGAUAAAAUGAGUACAUCCUUUUAUAAAAUUCCAAACUUGUGUUGGAAAAAAGAGGAUUGUGCUUUUGGUCUUAUACAUUUAGAAUCUAUGAUCAUUUCUUAUCGAAUUAAAUGUGGCUUAACAAUUACAAAUACAACACCGAAAAUAUGGACAUUUUUUGCAUUACCAUAUGUAGGUUUACAAUUAUACAAAUAUUCACCUUGGUUAUGGACGAAUCUAAUCCCACAUUUACACAACGAUAAGCAAUUUUUUAGUGAUGUAGCAAUACAUACUGCUAAAUGGUUAAAACGUGGGGGUAAUGUAAUUAAUAAUGGAAAUGAUAAAUCAAUCUAUUGGAGGUUUAUCAAUUUAAAUAUUUAUCAACCUCCAGUAUGUUACGAAAGGAUCAGUCACUUGAAAAAUAUACAAUUCUACAAGUUGAUACAUCAUAGAAUUCUGGGCAUCAUUAGCUAAUUAUGGAAUAAAUACACAUGAUAGACUUGGUAAAACAUUAGAAAAGAAGAAAUGUUUAUUCUGCUCAUUACCAGAAACAUUAUCACAUAUUUUCAUUACUUGCUCCUUUUUUAACGAGUUUUACACAUUGUUAUUUGAAUAUAUUAAAAAUAAUUUUAAUGUAUCAAUCCCAAGAAGUGAAAAUGAAAUCAUUUAUCUGGGAAUUGUCUCAUCAACAACAUCGAGGAUAUUUCAAAAACAAAUUACAUAUUCGAUUGGUAAUUACCUAUAUGCAAUUUGAUCAUAUAGAUGUAUCAUUAACAAUCGAAAUCAAAAAGAUCAUCCUGAUAAAUGCCAAGAUAGGUUUAUGAUAUAUACGAAAAAAUUUCCAUUUGAAAAUGGUUAACUGUUAGCAACAUUUGAUGGUACUUUAUGACGCUGACUGCUCAAGCAUAUCAUCAUCAUCCUCUCUCUCUUUUUUUUCUAUGUGUGUUUCGUUUAAUUAUAUACAUGCAUAUAUACAUAUGUAUCUUUCUCUCCUUCAUAGGUGCUGUUCGAUAGAUUGCAUAUAUGCAUAUGUAUAUAUCUUUCUCUCUGUCCUAGGUGUGGUUCGAUAGAUUAUAUAUAUAUCGUGCCUUGUUUCUUUUCUCUGAAUAUUCCUUUUUGUCCUUGAUUUACAUCAAUAAAGACGGGAAAAAAACUUUACUGAUCAAAAACAUGUUGCGAUGACGAAAUCGUGCGGAUUGUUGGAAACAACGAUCUGACAGAGCAACAUUUUUAAUAAAUAAAAUGAAAAGCUACACUAGUCGACGAUCUUGACUUCGAUCUGUCCAGAUUCUUAUUUUUCUUGAAUACCAGACAAGAAUCUUUUUUCUUUUCCUUUCAAUAAUUCUUAUUAUAUCUUAAAGAAAAAUAUCACGUGAUGUUUUCUGUAUAGAUACUUAUAAAUAUACAGAAGUUUGAACAUUAUAUAUUCUUUUUUUCUAGAUGACUCGGACGAACUAUAACAGAUAUAUUUUUUAAAUAGACAGUUUUGUUCAAGCGUUUUUCGCUUCUUUUUUUUUCUUUUUCUUAAUUUUUUUGUACGCGCCAUGAGCGCAUUGUAUAUUUCCUUGCACAUGUAAUGUAAUUUUCUUGUAUUUUUUAUUUGAAAUUAAAAUAUAAUAGGACCGAAAGGAGGAAUCGCAUGGAUGCCUAAAUGAAAUUCAUUUGUAUUGCAAGAAUUUUUUCAAAAAUGGCUAGAAAUGUAAGAAAACAAGAAUCUUGCCAAAAAGACAAGUUUUGUUUUGUCAGGCAAGAAUCUGGACAGAUCGACGACUCGUGUAGCUUUUCAUUUUAUUUAUUAAAGAGUGUCGCUCUGGCAGAUCGUUGUUUCCAACAAUCCGCACGAUUUCGUCAUCGCAACAUGUAUUUGAUCAGUAAAGAUCAUUUACCUCUUGGUAAGUUGUAAUAAGCAACUUUUCUCGUUG